Messenger RNA from Thrips palmi, 2890 nucleotides. RefSeq names its product facilitated trehalose transporter Tret1-like. Gene Ontology annotation, molecular function: transmembrane transporter activity. Gene Ontology annotation, biological process: transmembrane transport. Lineage: Eukaryota; Metazoa; Arthropoda; Insecta; Thysanoptera; Thripidae. The transcript is spliced from 7 exons. Gene Ontology annotation, cellular component: membrane. The coding region runs from base 223 to 1779 and encodes 518 amino acids. The record is from RefSeq and is a predicted model, not a curated record.
CGGGACUUGGGCGUGAACGCGUGUCGCGCACGGCAACGCACGGCAACGGCAACAACAAGCAGCAGGCCGAGUCGCCGAGUCGAGUCGGGGUUGAACCGCCGCACUGCGAGUGCCACCCCCGCUAGUCCCGGUGGUCCCUCCGCGUCGUCGAGCGGCGCGCGGCGUGAGCGAGCACCGAGGUGGCCGUUGUCGUCGUGAGGCUCGUCUGGCUCGCGACUCGACAUGGCCAACGCGGCGUCCCAACGCGGCACCCCCAACAACACCGUGUACAGUCCCCUGACCACAGCCAUGGAGGACGUGAACAACAAGACCGCCGCGGCCGCCCUGGGCGCCAACGCCUCGGGGGGCGUGGAGGGCGGUAGGAAGCUGUUCCAGUACCUCGGCGCCAUGGCGGCGUGCCUGUUCGCGGUGUGCAUGGGCACCACCAUGGGCUGGACCUCUGCGGCGGAGCGCAUCGUGUGCGCGGCCAUCAACUGCACGGAGGGCGACCAGGCCCUGUACAUCAGCAAGGGCGACUACUCGUGGGUGGGCGCCGCCAUGCCGCUGGGCGCCACCAUCGCCGCCCUGCCCGCCGGCCCCGCCAUCACGCGCUGGGGCCGCAAGAACAUGCUGCUGUUCCUCAGCCCCGUCACCUUCCUCUUCUGGCUGCUCAUCAUCUUCGCCCGGGCGUCCUGGAUGAUGAUUCUGGCGCGCUUCGUGAUCGGCGCCUCCAUCGGCACCAUCUCCAUGAUCGCGCCACUGUACACCAGCGAGAUCGCCCACCCGUCCGUGCGCGGCACCCUGGGCGGCUUCUUCCAGUUCCUGCACACGUGCGGCGUGCUGGGGGCCUACUGCCUCGGCGCGGUGAUCGCGGACCUGGUGUGGAUCAGCACCAUCUGCGCGUGCGUGCCGCUGCUGGCCGGCGUCUGCUUCUUCUUCUUCCCCGAGACGCCGUCCUGGCUGCUGCAGCAGAACCGCGAGGACGACGCGCGCCGCUCGCUCAUCCGCUUCCGCGGCGACGACUACCCGGAGGCCCUGCUGCAGGAGGAGCUGGACAGCAUCAAGAGGUCCAUCAAGGAGUCCCGCGAGAACCAGAAGACCCUGAGGGAGGCGUUCUCGACCAAGGCGGCCAAGCGCGGCCUGAUGCUGUCCAUGGUGCUGAUGCUGAUCCAGCAGAUGAGCGGUGUGAGCGCCGUGGUGUUCUACGCCAGCUCCAUCUUCGAGGCGGCCGGCUCGUCGCUCAGCAAGGACCAGUCCAGCAUCGUGGUGGGCGUGUGCCUGGCGGGCGCCACGCUGUGCUCGCUCUUCCUCGUCGACAGGCUGGGCAGGCGCGUGCUGCUGCUGGGCUCCGGGGCCGCCUGCUUCGUCUGCAACGUCGUGCUGGGCAUCUACCUGCUGCUGCUGGCCCAGGCGAAGGAUGACGGCCACCCCGAGUCCAUGACGCCCUACGGCAUCAUCCCCGUGCUCACCAUGAGCGUCUUCAUGGUGACCUUCUCGCUGGGCUACGGCCCCAUCCCGUGGUCCUACAUGGCCGAGGUGUUCCCCGUGGACAUCCGCAGCCCCGCCAUGUCCAUCGCCACGGUCACCAACUGGAGCUUGGCGUUCCUGGUGACGGUGGCGUACGAGCCGCUGUCCAACGCGGUGCACGACUACACCACGUUCUGGAUCUUCGCCGUCAUCGUGCUGGCCGGCUCCGUGGUGGUGGCGCUGUUCCUGGUGGAGACCAAGGGCAAGUCGGAGCAGGAGAUCCAGGAGGCGCUGAGCGGGGCGCGGCCCGGCAGCGCGCGCAACAACGUCUAGCGCGCCCAGCAGAGUGAUCUCUCUCUAGCAUCCUGACGGAGUGCCCCAUGAGUGCGAGAGAGAGAGAGUUCUCACUCGGAAUUAGUCUGCUGCGACACGACGUCCAGCGCGUCCAGCGACACCACGGUGUCCAGCGACGCGUGACAACGACAAGGGCCUCGUGGAGCUGGAGCGAGCUGGAGACUGGAGCGGUCUGGCCGAGUGCACUCGGCGGUGGGAGAGCCGAUCGUCAGAUUGACAGCCAGGACUAGAGCCGCCUACAGCCCGGCAAGGUAGGCCACCGCCUCCACGCCGGUGUGUUGCAGCCUUGCAGGCUGGUUGUUUGCCUACCUGGCAGGCGCUACACUGCCGGCGAGCGGUGCACGAGGCUGGGAGUGCAUCCCGUCCCCUGCCGCUAGACUUGAACGCGCAACGCGCGAAGAACAGCCGUCGCUCCUCUCUGGCGUGCUUGCCUCAAACUUGGGGCUAGAAACGGCAAAGAGGAAAAAGGAGCGCGGUGGCCGCGUCGGUUUCGAUUCGCACAGCUCGGCCUGUGGCUGCCGCUCCAGACUGGUUCCCAGGGUUUUUUUCGUCGCUCUGCCUCUCUCGCACCAUGAGUGCUAGAGAGACAGAGCGAUGAAAACGAAUCUCGGAAUUAGUGUGCUGCUGCCCCCGGCCUGCAGCCCAGACAGACACUGAGAGGAUCUUGAACGGGCAGAGGGCCAACAACAGUGCCCUCCGGACAAGUACUGGAACGGCUAAGUGAACACUGAACGCUGGCCCGACGAGAGUCGGAAGGAAGGAACCCGAACUGGGAAUUGAGGCAGGCAGCGCGGCAAGUGCGCCUGCACCGCCUGCACUGUGAAAAUGAACCCUCAACCAGGGCCCCCCUCUCCUAGUGCUGCUCCUGGUGGCCCGGAGACCCCGCCCCCAGCGAGGGCUGUCACUGCCUGCAACAUCCUUCCCCUCGUGCCCUACAAGCCUCCCUUUAGAAACCUGUAUUUAUCUUACUUACCUGUGAAUGUGUGUAUGUGAUCAUGUGUAAAUAUAUGUAUUUUAUUUAAGAUGACUCCAUCUGUUGUAAGAAGCAAGCAAAUGGACACAUUAAAUAUUUUUCACUUUUGAAAAGAAA